GGCCAGGGACACCUCCGCAGCUGCUAGGCAGUUCACACACUCGCACUUUUCCCCACGCGCGAUCGGCGUCGGCCACAUCAAUCUGAGCACAAAAACGCGUCAGCCUCAGCCGCAGGUCAGGUCAGCUACCGCCGAUUCGCCGGGGCUGGUCUGGUCGUGCCGGCGGCGACGGGGAUGGAGCCCCUGGAGGCCGCCAUAGCGGUCAUCUUCAACGCGCUGCUGCUGGUGUUCAUGGUGAAGCUCUUCUUCGCCAUGUUCCAGAUGAAGCUCGUCGUCAUACUCUUCUACCUCGUCGUCGUCCUCUUCGCCAUGGCCUUCUCCGGCCGGGGGCCCGGUGGCUUCUAGCUAGCUGCUAGGAAGGUCAGUGGUUAGGUGCCCAUCUUUUCUUUUCGGUUUUGGUUCUUUGGGGCUGCCCGGAAUCCCGGAUAGGUGAAGCUGUGUACAGUGGCUUCAUCUCUGAGAGAAGAGAAUAGAUCAUCUCGGUGCAUGUUUUGGUUUAACCAAGGGGGAGCUAUAGAGUCCAAGGUGCAAAUUGUGUAAACUUGGUGAAAGAUAAACUAUGAGAUUUAGGUGCAGAUUGUGUGAACUCUUGCCUGAGAGGUUCUUCUAUUGUUCGGUACAAUUUACAUGUGUAUUCGCCAUGUUGAAAUCCGGGUUGUUCAUUCUCGUAGUAGAUGAUUGGUAAAGAUAAAUAUUCAUUCCUGUGGGCAAAAAAACAUGGACAGGGUUGCA
Brachypodium distachyon (stiff brome) is the source of this 732-nucleotide messenger RNA. RefSeq lists its product as uncharacterized. The record is from RefSeq and is a predicted model, not a curated record. Bases 175 to 345 code for a protein of 56 amino acids. Lineage: Eukaryota; Viridiplantae; Streptophyta; Magnoliopsida; Poales; Poaceae. The transcript has 2 exons.